CUGUCUGACUCCCUUGCAUUCCGAGUUCGGAUCGAUUCUUUGUUACAAAAGCUUUGUUCGCGGUUAACCUAUUCUACCAAAACUCUCCUCACAACCCACCGCUGCUGCUAGAUCUGCUCCCACAAACCCCUCUCUCGUGCCACAAACCAGCAGAAUCAGUCCACAAUGUCUCCCUCAGCAAACGGCGGAUCCGCCAGUCACAACGGGAACGGCACACAUCACGGAGCAAGGCCGGCUUUGACGCCCGGACUCUACGUCCCGACAGUAGCAUUCUUCCGUUCCGACGACUCAGUAGACGUUGAGACCACACAUUCACACGCCGUCCGUCUCGCCAACGCCGGCGUCGCCGGCCUCGUCACUCACGGCUCCAACGGCGAAGCAGUGCACCUCGACCACGAUGAGAGACAACUCAUCAACCGCACCACACGAGCCGCGCUCGAUUCGGCAGGAAAGACCGAACUUGCUUUGAUUGUCGGCUGCGGCGCACAGUCGACAAGAGAAACCAUUCAACUCUGCGAGGAGGCCGGCGCAUCAGGGGGCGACUAUGCACUCGUCCUCCCGCCCGCUUACUAUGGCGGCCUUUUGACCACCGAUCUCAUCCUACAACACUUUCGCGAGGUCGCAGACGCAAGUCCGGUCCCUCUUCUCAUCUACAACUACCCCGGUGCCUGCAGUGGCCUCGAUCUCAACUCAGAUACCAUCAUCAACCUCUCAAGUCACCCCAAUAUUGUCGGCGUGAAGCUGACCUGUGGUAACACUGGCAAGCUGGCUCGGAUAGCCGCUGCCACGGUCCCCAAAAAGGGCGACAGCAACACAACCCCGUUCCGGACAUUCGGCGGCAGCGUCGACUUCACGCUGCAGACGCUCGUUGUCGGUGGCCACGGCAUCAUUGGUGGAACCGGAAACAUUGCGCCUCUUGCUUGCGUGAAGCUGAUGAAGCUUUGGGAUGAGGGCAAGUUGGUAGAAGCGAGGGAAUUGCAAGCGGUUGUGGCCCGUGGUGACUGGACUGCUAUUCAAGGAGGAUUUGUCUCUGUCAAGGCGGCAUUGCAGGAGUACUACAACUAUGGAGGCCUUCCAAGAAAGCCUUGCACAUUGCUCGAGGGAGAGAGCUUAACAAAACAGAUCGAUGGAUUUUCAGAGUUGAUUGAGGCUGAGAAGGCGUUGCAAAAGUAGACGCAUGUAACAUUGUGGGUUUUGGGACAGGUUUCAACUUCCAAGGGAAUCCUAGCGUAUUGUUCAAUCAAAGAACUUUUACCAGAAGACAUUGCCUAGAACAGCAACGAACCUGACGCC
Colletotrichum phormii is the source of this 1293-nucleotide messenger RNA. Its product is annotated as dihydrodipicolinate synthetase. Lineage: Eukaryota; Fungi; Ascomycota; Sordariomycetes; Glomerellales; Glomerellaceae. The coding region runs from base 166 to 1173 and encodes 335 amino acids. The record is from RefSeq and is a predicted model, not a curated record. The transcript has a single exon. Gene Ontology annotation, molecular function: 4-hydroxy-tetrahydrodipicolinate synthase activity.